GAAAGGCAGAGGUGUUUGACCAAACUUGCUCUGCUGUGACUGGGAGUGAUUUCUGACUUCUCCAAACUUAUCUCCACUCUGCGUGAUAUGGCCAUCUCUGUCUCCCUUCAAUGCCUUGGCCUCGUUAUCCUCGCAGCUAUCCUCUUGCAGACCGUCGCGGUGGCCAUAAGCUUUCUGUACUUCAACAAAGUCCUGAACACGAUGCAGGAGAGUUUUUCGCUGAGCUGUCUGACCAAUUCAGACUUCCAGGAUUCAGGAGCCAAGGGCAGAAAAAGCAGCGACCCCUGUUGGAAGGUCAAGCAGCAGCUCCACCACCACAUCGAGAAGAAGAUUGCAGACAGAUUCCAAAGGGAGAUAUCCAGAAAUAAGUUGACGGGGGUGCUUCCUAUUUUGGGCCCCGGGGUCCGUGGGGUGCCUCUUCCGAAAGUUGCUGCACAUGUGACCGGUGUUGCUUCACUUCCAAAGUCUCCAGCAGCAGCAGAGAGCCCACGGAGGAGCAGGGGGUACUCCGGUGAACGCAUCAGAGCGUGGGAGGGCCAGAGAGGUCUGUCCUUCCUGCAGAACAUGGAGCUUAAAGGAGGGGAGCUGCUGGUACCAAGAGCAGGCCUGUACUAUAUUUAUGCCCAGACCUACUUCAGACUUCCUUCAGCUGGAGAGACGGAAGGAGAAGAAACGGAGGAUGAGGGAGCAGAACUUGUCCAGUACAUUUAUAAAAAGAUGAGUUCCUACACAGGACCCAUCCUGUUGAUGAAAUCUUCACGGAGUGUGUGCUGGCCCCGGGGCCAGGAGCAGGGCCUCUUCUCUCUCCAUCAAGCCGGUUCAGCCUUUCUGCAACCAGCUGACCGCCUUUUUGUCACUGUGAGCAACGCCAGCGCCAUGGAGAUGGACGGGAGGGCGAGCUACUUUGGAGCUUUUCUGGUGGACUAAAAGAGUAACAGAAGCUCUCUACAGAAACCGUAGCAGUCGCUAUGUGAAGACACAGGACUGGCAAAAAUGAAGAAUGUUAAAGGAAACUUCUUCUGAAGAGCUGCAGGGAUCUAAGCUGCUGAAGAGAACAGGACACACCGCCUCUUUAAAAAGUAGCAGAGAUGAGCUGUUUCAUGCAGCACGUUCAUUCCGGCAGGAACCUAUGAACACAGUUCAUGUGCAGCAAUGGCUGAAAACCAGAACAUGUGGAUUAUGUCUGAGAAGCACUAAAAUUGGGUUUCAACCAUUGGAAUUGGUUUCUAUUGAGCAACUGACCAAAUAGACUUUACUGUGCAAUUGCACAACUUCUUUUUAUGGACUCAAAAAACUGUUUUCAUAUAUGGAAUGGUUUCCUGUUAACUGAUAAGGGAUGGAUUUAUCUGAGCUUAAGUGCUUUUUUCUCAGGGUGUAAAGUAAAUCUAUAAUUCAUUUUGAGCUCAGUAUAAUCUAUUUGUUCCAUUUUCUCAAGCAUCACAUUCCUGAUAUGAUUUGCGGACCAAUUGAGCCACAAUACAAACCUUUUUUUCAGUUCUUUUACUAAUUCUAAUAAUAUAUUCACAUAUCCACUACCGGCUUUUGGUGCAUUAAACAGGUCAUUUUUAGGAUGGACUGAUUAUACUAAUAGUUGGAACUUUUUGUCAUUAGAUCAAUAAAUACGGACCCCAAUAUGUCCCUGCACCAGAACCUAUAGGGUGUUAAAUGUCCCUUUGCCAGCUGCAGAUAAACGUGUUUCUGUGCCAUUCCCAAUUCAAG
Cyprinodon variegatus (sheepshead minnow) is the source of this 1719-nucleotide messenger RNA. It is a transcript of the gene tnfsf10, whose product is annotated as tumor necrosis factor superfamily member 10. The coding region runs from base 88 to 927 and encodes 279 amino acids. The record is from RefSeq and is a predicted model, not a curated record. The transcript has 6 exons. Gene Ontology annotation, biological process: immune response. Gene Ontology annotation, cellular component: membrane. Gene Ontology annotation, molecular function: tumor necrosis factor receptor binding. NCBI's taxonomy places the organism in Eukaryota, Metazoa, Chordata, Actinopteri, Cyprinodontiformes, Cyprinodontidae.